This is a messenger RNA of Chinchilla lanigera (long-tailed chinchilla), 1110 nucleotides long. Its product is annotated as putative DMBT1-like protein. NCBI's taxonomy places the organism in Eukaryota, Metazoa, Chordata, Mammalia, Rodentia, Chinchillidae. The annotation marks the transcript as partial. Gene Ontology annotation, cellular component: membrane. The record is from RefSeq and is a predicted model, not a curated record. The transcript has 12 exons.
CCCACCAUGGGCUGCCACACCCCCCUCCUCUGGCUGCUGUUCUUGCAGGCUUUUGUUCUACCUGCCGCAGAAUAUGAACAUGAAACUUUGGGAGAUUUUGAUGCUAAAAUCUUAACAGCAUUUCCUGGUGAAGACUGGCCACAGUUGCAACUCAUAAAUGGGUCAGGCAGAUGCUCUGGGAGAGUGGAGGUUUUCUACGGUGGACAGUGGGGCAGAGUUUGUGAUGACCACUGGGACAUGCAUGAAGCCGAUGUGGUGUGCCGGCAGCUGAGCUGUGGGCGUGCUCUCGCAGCCCCCACUGAGGCACAAUUUGGUGAAGGCAAAGGCCAGUUUCUGCUGGAUGAUGUGGACUGUACCGGGACAGAGAGUUUUCUGGGACAGUGUCCCCAUGCUGGCUGGCGAGUGCAUAACUGUGGUGCUGGAGAAGACGCCAGUGUCAUCUGUGAAGAGAACACAGAAGAAUCACUGGCAGUGCCCCAAGGUGAUAAAAAUUCAGCAGCCAUAUUAUCAGUUCUACCUGUUGCCAUCUCAACUCAACUCCCUCUUACAACUGAUGAAAGUUCAACAUCAUCAGCUCCAUCAGCUUCAGCUGUCCUGGAUGUUAACCACCCAACCGUGUCACCAGUCACAGUAGAUAAUGAAAAGUUGCCAACUGUCUUGUCAGUUCUUCCUGUGGCUGACUUUGUAGCAGCCAAUCGCAGAGCCAGUGAGCCUCGGCUCAGCCCACCAGAGGGCUGGCCCAGGCUGAGGCUGGUGAAUGGCACAGGAAGGUGCUCUGGACGGGUGGAGGUUUCCUACCAGGGGACCUGGGGGUCAGUGUGUGAUGAAGGCUGGGGCCUGCCAGAGGCACAGGUCGUGUGCAGGCAGCUUGGGUGUGGCCUUGCUCUGUCUGCCCCUCUUGGUGCCCACUUUGGCCCAGGCUUUGGAAAGAUCCUUUUAGACAAUGUACACUGCAGUGGCACAGAGAGCAGCCUGUCCCUGUGCACCCAUGACAGCUGGUUCACUCACAACUGUAGCCACGAAGAGGAUGCCGGAGUCAUCUGCUCUGAAGCAGAAUUGUCAUCAUCAUCAUCAUCUUCAUUACCAUCUUCAUCACCACCACCAGCACCU